Rhodamnia argentea is the source of this 2823-nucleotide messenger RNA. Its product is annotated as sodium/calcium exchanger NCL2-like. Gene Ontology annotation, molecular function: calcium:proton antiporter activity; calcium ion binding. Gene Ontology annotation, biological process: intracellular calcium ion homeostasis; calcium ion transmembrane transport. Gene Ontology annotation, cellular component: membrane. The record is from RefSeq and is a predicted model, not a curated record. Bases 962 to 2692 code for a protein of 576 amino acids. Lineage: Eukaryota; Viridiplantae; Streptophyta; Magnoliopsida; Myrtales; Myrtaceae. The transcript has 7 exons.
AAUCUUCCACUUCCAUAUUUCAGAAAUUAUUGAAGUAAGUCAGAUUGAAUUUUUGGAAACUUAUCGUUCUAAGUUUGGCAAAGUUGGAGACAUACUUGCAAGAUGUCUUGCAGAUUUGUCUGCACUUUCUCCAAUUACAAUAUUGUUUUCUACUUAUUCUGGUCCAGCAUAGGAAUUGCCGAUGUGAUUUUCAGGAAUGCAAUUGCACUGGUCAAUUUGGAUAACCCAAAUUAUAUCACGACUAUCUGGUGGUGUGUAGCUUUCUCAGAUUGUUCCUUGCGGGUCAAUUUGGAUAACCCAGAAAAUGAGCUUAUUUUCCACACAGAAAUUUCUUGUGCUGGACGUCAUUUCCAUUCACACGCAAAGUGAUUUGAAAAAAAUCACCUUUGGACUAUUCAAUAUUAAUAUUUGCAGUUUCAGAUUUAAAUGCUCGACAGACACGUGACGAACCUGCUGAUUUGCAAAUGAUAUUGGACACAUACUAACUUCUUGUGGACAAACAUCGCUUACUGGCAUUAGAGAACCGAUAAGAGCUUGCGCUUCAAUGCUCAGACCCUGCUGAUUCUGCAUCUGAUGGUUAUUCAAUGCAAUAUAUGUUUAAUGACAACUGGUGGUUUACUUUGCUGUCCAAAACACGUGGUUGCUGAGAAUUUUUUUGUACAAGCCAAUUUGCUCAAACUCUGAAUCCGAUCUCUGCAUGAAUACAUUAUUUCAAGGAUAGUACUUUGUCUAAUCCUCACUUGACAAGUAUAUACCCUUCAUUCAAGAUGUUAUUCUUGCAUGUUGACUUCAACCACUCCACAUCCUGGUUGCAUAAUAUGAACAUUCAAAGUCUUUCUUUAAUCGUCUCCGUCUAGAAAAGCCAAGUUGAAGCUUGGAAAAAAGGACAAAUUUUUAAGUCCAAUAUAAGAUCCAAAUCCUCGUAUUAAUUAAGCUGUUGGACAAGGCUUCAUCCCCGGGAAUGGCGAAGACAAGAGUUCUUCAGUUUUUGCUUCCAGUCAUCUUGCUUUCGCUCAUCAGCCACGUUCAGACGCGUAAGAUCGAGGAAAACUCAGCCUCCGAUAUUAUCUUUGAGGCAGUUCAACAUAUAAAGCAGCCAGUGCUGUUCUUGAGCCGUUUGGUUUCAUCGGAUGACUGCGAUCUGACGUAUGGGUUUCUGCCAUGCACUACCACCGUAUGGGGGAAUGUGUUCCUGAUUCUGGUGUAUGGUUACCUGAUGUUCCUAGCGGCGAAGCUGUUGUCCAAUGGAAGCGAGAUUUUGUUGCAAAUUCUUGGUCCUGGCAUUAUUGGGGGUCUCUUUCUGCCAAUACUUAGCUCACUUCCUGAUGCCACAAUUAUCCUGGCAUCUGGUAUCUCUGGGAGCACAGAAGAAGCUCAAAGCCAGGUCUCUGUUGGGAUGGGCUUGCUCGCUGGAUCGACGGUAAUGCUUCUGACUGUUCUGUGGGGCACUUGCAUUAUCGUUGGAAAAUGCGAUAUCGAGAACUCAACCACCGUGGAUAAAAAGGAUACCAAAUUAUUCAGCUUAGCUGGAUCUGGGGUGAGCACCGACAUCUGGACAAGCUAUGCAGCAAGAAUCAUGAUGAUCUCUAUAAUACCAUUCAUAAUAGUCCAACUGCCAGAAAUUUUUGGCGCGAGCUCUCUAAGCCGAGCUGCAGUUCUAGUUUCUUUCAUUGUUUCCAUAUGUUUGUUGCUGUCUUACAGCCUCUACCAGAUUUUCCAGCCAAGAAUACAGAAAAGAAGAAUCGCAUAUGCAAUGCAUAAGCGCGUAAUAUCAGGACUCCUGCAGCAAUUGAGAGCGCGCACACUUGGAAAGCUAGUUACCGAAGAAGGCAAACCCAAUACAGUUGUCCUAGAAAAGUUAUUCAAGAAACUUGAUGUGGACUCUAAUGGAUACCUAUCCCCAGCAGAGCUACGAGCCCUAAUUGUCGGAAUCCAGAUUGAAGAGGUAGAGAUAGACAUGGAUGACGCGGUUGAUAAAGUGAUAGAGGAUUUCGACAGUUCUCGAGAUUCAAAACUUGAGUCUACUGAGUUCAUUGAAGGGAUCUCUAAAUGGCUCAGGAGGGCUAGACGCGCUGCAGCAGGAGCACAUGCGGAUGACGAUAUAUCCCUGACAUCAAGGCUUCUGAGCAAUUUUGACGAGCGGACGGAGCAACAGCUUGAUCAGUUGGUAGACCAGGAAGACGAGCUGGCGGUAGAUGAUGUGGCAAACGUGAAGUGGAAUACUGCCAAAGCGAUACUAAUGCUGCUUCUUGGAACAGCUAUUGCCGCCGUCACUGCAGAUCCCCUCGUGGAUGCAGUUGACAACUUUUCAACCGCCACAAGUAUUCCUUCUUUCUUCGUGUCGUUUGUGAUCCUUCCGUUCGCCUGCUCCAGUGAGAUCGUCUCGUGCCUCAUGUUUUCCAGCCGGAAGAAAAAGAGAACCAUGUCUUUAACGUACUCAGAGAUAUAUGGAUCAGUGACCAUGGGCAAUGUCCUGUCCCUGGCGGUUUUCUUGGGCUUGGUUUAUGUGCGCCAAUUGACAUGGGACUUCUUCUCCGAAGUAUUGGUGACGGUAAUUGUAUGCAUUUUGAUGGGUGCGAUCGCUAGUUUCCGCACUACCUUCCCUCUUUGGAUGAGUUUCUUGGCCUAUGCACUUUACCCCCUCUCGUUGUUACUGGUGUAUGUUCUUGACUAUGUUCUUGGAUUGUCAUGAGUAUGUUCACCCUGCAAUUUACUCUGUAAUAAAACUGAGGCUAUAUAGACCCUCACGGCUUGUUUAGCAUUUGUUUUGUAAACACUGAGGCUCGUCAUUUAAAUCAAUUUCCAUGUCUUUGGACAUUGCUU